AUGGCAGUGGAAAAUUUCCAGGUUCCCUUUACAAAGUUGAACUCUGCAAAUUACGUGCAGUGGUCUAAGAGGGCUCAAGUCUGGUUGGAAGCCAAAGAAGUGUGGGCUGACUAUGUCCAGAGGCGAAAGCCGUUUGUGGCUGUUGCAGCAGAUGCCACAGCAGAGCAACAGGCUGCUGCACAUGCUCAGAAUAGGGAACAUGAUAAAAUGGACACUAAAGCUAGAUGCAUGUUGAUGGUAUCGAUAGACGAUUCCCAAUUACCUCAUGUGGAAAAUUUAAGGUCUGCAUUUGAAAUUUGGGAAGCUCUUAGGCGAAUUCACCAUAGAGCCACGCCCGGAGAGAAGGUGAACAUUAUACGUGCUUUGUAUGAGUUGAAACUGAAGCCAGGGGAUAGUGUGGUUGAACACACGUCACAGAUGACUGAGUAUUUCAACCGACUGUCAUCUUUAGGUGUGAAUUUUCCUGAAAAUAUUAAAGUUUAUACUCUGCUUAGCAGCCUGCAUGCAGGGUUUGAAAACUUAGUACUAACUUUACAGGUUUUGCCAGAGGACCAGCUGAAUAUGAAUUAUGUGACUGGUAGAUUGUGUGAGCAAGAAUAUCAACAUCAUCGAAAACGUAUUGAUAAUUCAAAUACCCCAAGGGUUGGGUGUUCAGAUAAUUCCCAGCGUGGGGAAACUAGCAGGCAGAGCUGUAAGGAAGCCUCACAAGUGUCUGCUAUGGCCAGCAAGUCAUGUUUUCGAUGUGGCAGCAGGUUUCAUUUGAUAGCAAAGUGUCCAGAAAAGCAACAGGAAUUUCAACAGUCCAGGGCCAGUUUCCGGAGCUACAGGGGAAGACGACGUGAGAACUACAAGAAUCAACGAUCCAGAGGGGGAGCAGGUGCUGAUAAGGGACUAUCUGCAAUGGCAGCACAAAAGAGUCCUAAAAGGAGCCAACAAACCUUGAAGUGGAUAAUUGACAGUGGAGCAAGUCACAGUUUAGUUCCAGCGACAUCCAGUGGCCGCUUGAUGAACUGCAAGACAUUGCCAGUUGCAAAAACCGUGACUAUAGCAGACAAUAGUAAACGAGAAAUGAACCUUAAAGGCACAAUUUAUGUUAACUGUUUGCAAACUAACCUUCCUGUUUUUGUUCUUCCAGGAAUGAAGAAUGGACUUUUGAGUGUGUCAUGCCUGGUAAAAAGUGGUUUUAAGGUUGAGUUUGAAAAUGAUGUGUGCACCAUUUCGAAACAGGGGAAGGAGCUAGUUAAAAUUCCCUGUGAGGAUGGGCUUUUUGUUUUGGAUGAAGAGCAGUUAGCAGCAG
This is a messenger RNA of Podarcis lilfordi (Lilford's wall lizard), 1297 nucleotides long. NCBI's taxonomy places the organism in Eukaryota, Metazoa, Chordata, Lepidosauria, Squamata, Lacertidae. The record is from the annotation of a GenBank genome assembly.